Messenger RNA from Zingiber officinale, 1105 nucleotides. RefSeq lists its product as uncharacterized. The record is from RefSeq and is a predicted model, not a curated record. The transcript is spliced from 4 exons. The coding region runs from base 72 to 1001 and encodes 309 amino acids. Lineage: Eukaryota; Viridiplantae; Streptophyta; Magnoliopsida; Zingiberales; Zingiberaceae. Gene Ontology annotation, molecular function: metalloendopeptidase activity. Gene Ontology annotation, cellular component: membrane. Gene Ontology annotation, biological process: CAAX-box protein processing.
AUAAUUCUGCCUUGUGGCAUGGUCGGUGUGGGUUGGACUGGGAAAGAAAGCCGGUGGACGAGGUCGCGAAAAUGGUCUCGUUGGUUGCUACUGCGCUGUCUCCUCAAAUAGCCGGCUCUUCGGUUUCGGCGAAUGUCACUUUGAACUCGUUUCCUCGCUCUUCCUUGCGCGCACAGGCUGCCUUCCUCAAUUUUCUCAAUUUUCAAUCUAGGGCGAGCUCUAGAUCCCUAUUCCGACGCCUCUGCUCCGAGAACAACCACGGAGAUGAACAGUUCGACGCGUUCUCAGUGCUUCCAUCAAGCAUACCAUGGGACAAUGAGGACGUAUGGUCAAUAUUCGCAGCUUAUUUCUUCAUCUUGCAUGUACCUUUGAGUUUUGGAGGACUCUCAAUCGUUGCCAGUAUCCUUCACGAGCCUGACCUAGAUCCCCUCACCAUGGUCGUCUCCCUAAGCACGCUGCAAGUUAUAGAAUAUGCUGGAGCUUUGACUCUGUUGUAUUACAACGCUAAGAGAAAAUCCAACCUUUGCAGUUUCUUCCUAGGAAAAAGCUCCCUGGAAGAAAGAAGUUGGGUUACAGCAUCUGCAGUGGGCAUUGGAUCUUUGAUAGGGAUGAUGUUUCUCUCAUCUAUUGUUUCUGAUAUGCUGCUUGGGCCUAAGGAUGUUAAUAAUCUUAUUCUGAAAGAUAUGCUCUCCAAGAGUCCAUUGUCUACGAUGCCACCAUGUUUCUUUCUAUAUUGCCUUAUAACUCCAUUGUUAGAGGAAACUGUUUAUCGUGGAUUCCUUCUAUCAUCUCUCGCAUCGACGAAGAAAUGGUGGCAAGCUAUCAUUUUCAGUUCAUUUAUUUUCAGCAUAGGCCAUUUUUCUGGCGAGAAUUUUUUGCAACUCUUUCUUGUUGGUUGUGUUCUUGGUUCUGCAUAUUGUUGGACUGGGCAAUUGGCUUCUUGCUUCACCAUCCAUUCUAUGUAUAAUGCAACUAUAUUGUUAAUAACCUUCCUAUCUUAGUUCUUAUCAGGGAUGCACUUGAAAGAGACUUUAAUUGCAUCAGUAUUCUUUUUGUUUGUAAUAUCUUGAAAGAUGAGGAAAGUAUUGCUCUAAUUACAGUUAAA